AUGAAGAUAGAACUGAUGCUCCUGUGCUGGAAAAUCUUAGCAGGCCGCUCCCUACGCAUCGAUUACGAGGUGGUCGAUGCAGCCAAAUUCACUCAGGCGUUCGGCGAGGGCGUGAAAGUGCAUUUCGAGUCUGCUAGGCCAAAGGGCAUGCCGGGUCUCCUCGUGCAGGGCGCCCUCGAUGGCACGGUGACUUACAGCAUUGUCAUGAACGACUUCCCGACUGUAGCAAAACUCGUUGUUCCAGUGCCAGCACCGGACAUCUCGCUCGCGCUCAUCAGCCGCUGCGGUCAGCAAAUCGAUCCUCUCGCGUGA
Messenger RNA from Parastagonospora nodorum SN15, 312 nucleotides. RefSeq lists its product as hypothetical. NCBI's taxonomy places the organism in Eukaryota, Fungi, Ascomycota, Dothideomycetes, Pleosporales, Phaeosphaeriaceae. The record is from RefSeq and is a predicted model, not a curated record. The transcript has 2 exons. The coding region runs from base 1 to 312 and encodes 103 amino acids.